This is a messenger RNA of Macadamia integrifolia, 762 nucleotides long. RefSeq lists its product as uncharacterized. The record is from RefSeq and is a predicted model, not a curated record. The transcript has a single exon. Lineage: Eukaryota; Viridiplantae; Streptophyta; Magnoliopsida; Proteales; Proteaceae. The coding region runs from base 1 to 762 and encodes 253 amino acids.
AUGGGGGAGUACUAUGGAGUGACCGUGACGUGUGAUGGAUGGACUCGACCCACUAGACAGUCCAUCAUCAAUUUCAAGGUAAAUUGUGAUGGAAGGACAAUCUUCCUCCAGUCAGUUGAUGCAUCUAGUGAGAAGAAGGAUGCAAAAUACAUCUACAACCUCUUAAAAGAGGUGGCAAAGGAUGUUAGGGUGAAGAAUGUGGUACAGAUUGUCACUGAUAAUGGACGCAAUGUCAAGAAAUCUAGGGAAAGACUAAUGACCAAUCGCAUGUACCAUCUAUUUUGGACUCCCUAUGCAUCCCAAUGCAUUGAUCUUAUGUUGAAAGACAUGGGAAAUUUGAAGGCUGUAAAAAGUGUGGUAGAGAAAGCGAGGCAGGUGACCACCUAUGUAUAUAACCAUGGGUUUGCUCUAAAUUUGUUAAGGACUAAAUGUGGUGGGCACUUGGUGAGUCCAUGGUUGACAAGAUUCGUGACAAACUAUAUCACAUUAAAGAGCUUUGAGAUGAAGAAAUCUGGAUUGAGGUCUGUGUUUGCUUUAGAUGAGUGGUUUAAUUGGGAUGGAUCUAAUUCUCAGGGAGGAAAAGCAGCUCAGGCAACUAUUGCUAGUGAAAAAUUCUGGGAUGAUCUCAAAAAAGUGGUGAGGAUACUAGAUUCAAUUGUCAACAUCUUAAAGCUGGUCGAAUCACAGAAGAAACCCACCUUACCAAUCAUAUGGGCAGCUAUUGAAAUGAUGAAGAUGGAGGUGGAUGUGGUGUACAGAUAA